Dentiscutata heterogama is the source of this 1034-nucleotide messenger RNA. The record is from the annotation of a GenBank genome assembly. NCBI's taxonomy places the organism in Eukaryota, Fungi, Glomeromycota, Glomeromycetes, Diversisporales, Gigasporaceae.
AACUAGGAUUUCCCAGAACUGUAUGCACAGAGUGCAAACGUGAAGUAGUAGAUGGGAAAGUAAACUACAAAUCUCAUUGUCACGAUCAUUGUUAUUUGACAGGAGUUGAGACUGAUGUGACUAAUAAUGCAGCCUUAUUGAAUUGUUGGGCUAUUCGAAAUGAUGGAACUUGUCAUCAAUGUGGUUGCAAAUAUGUAGUACAUAUGCAUAUAACUUAUGAUUAUGAUUACGAAAUUCAGUAUGUUGUUGAUAAGAGUGUGGAAAAACAGAUUGGCGAUAAAAAAUCGUUUCAAGAGGCAAAGAAAAGUGCCCUAGAAAGUUGUGAAAAAUUACGCAGUCAACUAGAAAGUGAACAAAGGAAGAUAGCUGAAAUUAAUAUUUGCUUUGCGAAAUUUUUAAGACAAAGUGCGAUAGCCACAUUUAAUGAUUCAUAUGCUGAAUACCUAGAUCAUUUCAUACGUGAAGAAAAAAUCAAGAAAGCUGCAGAUCCUCUUAAUUAUAAUGAUGCACUUAUUGAAGGGCUUGAAAAGACAAAAAGAGAAUAUCUGGAAAAGAUCAAAAUUAUAAAAGAAGCAAUCGCAGCUAAUGAUCCUUCCGAAUAUGUAAUUACUCCAGAAGAUAUAAAGAAAUAUGAAAAUGACUUGUAUAAUUUGAAAAUCAAUGGGGUAUCCUUAAAAAAAAUGAAAUAUGUAGCGGUACGUAGUCAUGCCCGUGCAUUUAGACAAUAUCAAUCUCAGAAUAAUGGUCAUAGAAAUGCACACAAAUCAGUAUCUAAAAUUUUUACUCGAGUAUUUAACGCAUUUAAAUCAAAAAUUGAGGAUUAUACCAACAAUUAUGAUGUUGUGAAGUAUUCACAAAAUUAUGACGAUUACGUUGAUAGUAGUGAUAGUGUUGCUAACUCGAAUUAUUCUGAUAAUUAUGCUCUUGUUAAGUUUUCACAAGAUGAUUACAAUAAUUACAGAAGUUAUUAUAAUCAUUAUACCAAUUCGAAUUAUACUGAUAAUUAUGCAAUUGUGAAAGUUUUUAAUGGUUAA